AUGCGUGGACUCUCAUUCUUCGUCUUGGCCCUCUCGGCCAUAGAUGCUGCCGUUGCAGUUCUUCCUAACCGACGAAGCUUGCAACAUGUAGGCAGAAGAGACCCAUUGCCUGCUGCCCGCAAUAUUCCAACCGUUGACUUCACCGGAACAUUCCCAGGAGCCACGGUGGAAAAGCGUCAGAGUUCUCAUUUGAACCACAAGACAAAGAAGUAUGCUGUCGAUGGAAAGAGUAUUCCAGAGGUCCAGUUUGACGUUGGUGAAUCAUAUGCUGGUCUCAUGCCCAUUUCCACCAGGCGGGGUGAAAGCCGUCAACUUUACUUCUGGUACUUCCCAUCUGAAAACCCCGCUGCAAAGGAUGAGAUCACCAUCUGGCUCAAUGGGGGCCCAGGCUGCAGUUCCCUGGAAGGCUUUCUCCAAGAGAAUGGUCCCUUCAGCUGGCAAUACGGAACCCUUUACCCAGUCCCUAACCCAUGGGCCUGGAACAAGUUGACCAACAUGGUCUGGGUGGAACAGCCUGUUGGAACUGGCUUCUCGCAAGGAAAGCCAUCUGCGAGGUCCGAAGAAGAUGUUGCCACUCAAUUCUUGGGAUUUUUCAGGAACUUUGUGGAUACCUUCGACCUGCACGGCAAGAAGAUCUACAUUGUCGGAGAAAGCUAUGCUGGACUAUACGUCCCUUAUAUUGCCCAUGCGAUGUUUGAAAAGAAGAACAAGAGAUACUUCAACGUCGAGAGCACUAUGAUCUUCGACCCAUCCAUCAACGCCGAUGAAGUUCUCACCCAAGUUCCCGCCGUCCCCUUCGUAGACCACUGGAAGGGUCUCUUCCCAUUCAACGAGACCUUCAGCAAGCAAAUCCAUGACAUGGCCGACAAGUGCGGCUACACUUCCUACAUGAAAGAACACCUCGUCUACCCACCCAAGGGUAAACUCCCCGCCCUCCCCAAGGCUACCCCAGAGUGCGACGUCUGGACCGCCAUCUUCGACGCCAUCUCUCUCGUCAACCCAUGCUUCGACGUGUACCAAGUGGCCACCACCUGCCCACUCCUGUACGAUGUGCUUGGUUUCCCAGGAAGUUUCGAAUACCUGCCCGCCGGCGCAAACGUAUACUUCAACCGCACCGAUGUGCAAAAGGCGAUUAAUGCGCCACUUCAGAAAUGGACUGAAUGCUCUGAGCAUCCCGUCUUCGUGGAUGGAAAGGAUAACUCGCAGCCUUCGUCCUUCACUAUCAUACCGGAUAUCAUUGAGAAGUCUCCUCGUACGAUCAUUGCACAUGGAGAUCUGGACUACGUCCUGAUCAGCAACGGAACUCUGUUGAGUAUCCAGAAUAUGACCUGGGGUGGAGCGCAGGGUUUCUCACAGGAGCCUGCCAAGCCUCUUUUCGUGCCAUAUCAUGAACGCGGCAGCUUGAGCACCCUUACCGGAGCAGGUGUUAUGGGUCGCCACCAUACAGAGCGAAAACUUACCUACGUCGAACUCUAUCUGACUGGCCAUAUGGGUCCUCAGUACAACCCAGCUGCCUCGUACAGAGUCCUGGAGUACUUGUUGGGCAGAAUUGAUGAUCUUUCCCAGUAA
This is a messenger RNA of Microsporum canis CBS 113480, 1569 nucleotides long. Its product is annotated as carboxypeptidase cpdS. Lineage: Eukaryota; Fungi; Ascomycota; Eurotiomycetes; Onygenales; Arthrodermataceae. The transcript is spliced from 4 exons. Gene Ontology annotation, biological process: proteolysis. The record is from RefSeq and is a predicted model, not a curated record. Gene Ontology annotation, molecular function: serine-type carboxypeptidase activity. The coding region runs from base 1 to 1569 and encodes 522 amino acids.